AUGCAAGAUAUUUCCAUAUUAGAAAAUUUAUUACUAAAGCCAUAGGAAGAAGCUUUUAAACAUUUAGUCAAAGGAUCUGAUGAAUAUUAUUACUUUUUUUUCCUCAAACUCUUCCACGAAAAAGGAGCUAAUUUAUCUAAGGAGGAAAAAGAACAAUUAAGAGAAUUCAUAUCCAGAGACACCUUACUUUCAGAAAAAAUAAAAAAAAGAAAAAUCUUUGCAUAAUUAGACUUGUAUUCCAAUGAUGCAGUUAAAAGAAACAAAGUGCUAGGAUUAUUAAGAGAAUAUGUAUUUCAUAUUGAGUAUUAUAAUGAUGUAGAACCUCAACCUUUUUACUUAAGUGAUGUAUCAAGGUUAUUAUUUAUCUAAAAUUUAGAGAGGAAGAACAAGAAUAGGAAUAAGAAUAAGAGAAGAUAAUCGAAAGGGAAGAUAUUAUUGAAACCGAAGAAGUAAAUUAGAAGUAAGAGAACCAAUAAUCAGAUGACAACAAUUAUUAAAAAGAGAUAGACAAUAGAAGAUCAUCUGGUAGCGAAAAAGAGGUUGUUUAAUAGGAAUAAGAGAUUUAAUAAGAUGAUUAAUUGCAAAUAGCAGGCUCAUCAUAAUAAUCAGUGGGUGAUGAUCAGGAUAAAUCUGAAAAUUAAGUUGUUGAAUUAAAGGAAGAGGAAGAGCAAUAGGAUUAUGAAAAAUACUAUCCAUCCUAAUUUGAAUAAUCCUUGAUUAGUUUGACCACUAUGUUAGAAACCAUUUACACAUAUUCGCACGUUUAUUUAUCUUGGCUAUAACCUCAAUACUACCAUCUUUUAGAUAUUGAUCGAAUGUUGCAAUUGAAUAAUCAAAAUAUUGUGGAGACAUACUUAGAAAGAGCUGAGAAACUAGAUGAGUAAAUAUUUGUAAAUAAUUAGAAAUCCGGAGGUUUUGAAGUUAUUUAAAUAUCUUAUGAGUUAAAAACAGGAAUCAAGGAAGCUAAACUAAUUUCUACGAAAAUUAUCUGAGGCAUAAUUAACUGAGUUAUCAGAAUUUAAACCUAAAUUAUUGGAUGACAAGGAAUUUGUGACAAUAUUUUAGUAAAUUAAAUUUGAAAGAAAAAUAAAUUAGGUUAAGGAUGAUAAAUAAGCAUUUUAUAACUUAAAGGAGGCUUAAACAGAAUUUUUAUUUAAAUUAUCACCAAAGUUUUAAGAUAUGAAGAUUAGAGAGUUGAAUUCCUUAAUAGAAUUUGGAGCCGAUAAUAAAAUNUUAACUUGGCAAGUGAAUAAAUUAAUUAUCAAAAUAAUGCUCCACCCAUUAUUUAAUUAACAGAAUUGA
Paramecium octaurelia is the source of this 1302-nucleotide messenger RNA. NCBI's taxonomy places the organism in Eukaryota, Ciliophora, Oligohymenophorea, Peniculida, Parameciidae. The record is from the annotation of a GenBank genome assembly.